Messenger RNA from Hemicordylus capensis (graceful crag lizard), 3593 nucleotides. RefSeq names its product zinc finger protein 135-like. The coding region runs from base 847 to 2229 and encodes 460 amino acids. The record is from RefSeq and is a predicted model, not a curated record. The transcript has 2 exons. Lineage: Eukaryota; Metazoa; Chordata; Lepidosauria; Squamata; Cordylidae.
GGAGGAGGAGGGCCAGCGUCCUCUCGAACAGGGAUCCCCAGCUGUUGUCGACUACAACUCCCACAACCCCCAGCCAAAGGCCAUUGCAGCUAAGGAUGCUGGGAGUUGUAGUCAACGACAUCUGGGGAACGCUCUCUUAGAGGGAGCAGCGGACAGAGCUGGGAGGUCCAAGCCUGUGCAUUGCGUGCCGAACCAGAUGUGGCAUUAGGGACCAGAAGCGGCAUGGCCGGGGUAGCUUCAGCAAGCGGAGGGCGGCGGGACCCGGAGCGUGUCCGAAAUCCUGCGUCGUGCCUGCGUGGCGUGACGUUGCAUUAGAAGCAGCGACAAGAAGGUGGAGCCGAGAGGAGGAGGAGGAAAGGGCGGAGUGACGGGUCGACACAAAGCCGAGCCUGCGGGCUGCUGCCAUUAGUCUGGCUGCAUCGGAAGAAGCGUGCUGCGGGAAAGGAAGAGCAGGAGUUCCCCCCUAACCCGGAGUUGCCCCCCUCUGGGAGCCAGAUGUCCGGUGCAAGAGGACGGCACGGCGCGACACGGAUCGCGCGAGCCCAGCCGGGAAGAUCGGUGGCUGGCUCGUGAAUGCUUUGGAUGGAGAGGAAGCAGUACAAUACAAACUAAAAACUUGAGCAAAAGGGAAGAACAGAAAUGGAUAACGUGCUUUUCUCAGAAUGGAGUAGAAAAAAAUAAUACAGAAAGAAAGAGAAAGAAGUCUGUGCCCUUUACAUAGGAGAAGCUUCACUUUUGAACCAAGCUUUGAACGUCAGGGCGAAAUGCAAAGAGGUGACUAACCACAAAUACUGCAAAUACAGAAAGAGCUUCAGCACAAGUGGAGUACUUAAUAGACACCAUAGAAUGAACACCAGGGAGAAACCACAUAAAUGCUUUGAGUGUGGAAAGAGCUUCAGCACGGGUGGAGAACUUAAUAGACACCAUAGAACCCACACUGGGGAGAAACCACAUAAAUGCUUUGAGUGUGGAAAGAGCUUCAGCACGGGUGGAGAACUUAAUAGACACCAUAGAACCCACACUGGGGAGAAACCACAUAAAUGCUUUGAGUGUGGCAAGAGCUUCACCCAGAGAGGACACCUUAUUAUACACCAUAGAACCCACACUGGGGAGAAACCACAAAAAUGCUUUGAGUGUGGAAAGAGCUUCAGCAGGAGUGGAGAUCUUAAUAGACACCAUCGAAUCCACAUUGGGAAGAAAUCACAUAAAUGCUUUGAGUGUGGCAAGAGCUUCACCCAGAGAAGACACCUUAUUACACACCAUAGAACGCACACUAGGGAGAAAUCACAUAAAUGCUUUGAGUGUGGAAAGAGCUUCAGCACGGGUGGAGAACUUAAUAGACACCAUGGAAUCCACACUGGGGAGAAAUCACAUAAAUGCUUUGAGUGUGGAAAAAACUUCAGCACGAGUGGAGAUCUUACAAUACACCAUAGGACCCACACUGGGGAGAAACCACAUAAAUGCUUGGAGUGUGGAAAGAGCUUCAGCAUGAGUGGAGAUCUUACUAAACACCGUAGAACCCACACUGGGGAGAAACCACAUAAAUGCUUGGAGUGUGGAAAGGGCUUCAGCAGGAGUGGAGAUCUUACUCAACACCAUAGAACCCACACUGGGGUGAAACCACAUAAAUGCUUAGAGUGUGGCAAGAGCUUCACCCAGAGAGGACACCUUAUUAUACACAAUAGAACCCACACUGGGGAGAAACCACAUAAAUGCUUGGAGUGUGGAAAGAGCUUCAUUGUGAGAGGACACCUAAUUAGACACAGUAGAACCCACACUGGGGAGAAACCACAUAAAUGCUUUGAAUGUGGCAAGAGCUUCACCCAGAGAGGAAACCUUAUUAUACACCAUAGAACCCACACUGGGGAGAAACCACAUAAAUGCUUGGAGUGUGGAAAGAGAUUCAGGCACAGUGGAGAUCUUACAAUACACCAUAGGACCCACACUGGGGAGAAACCACAUAAAUGCUUUGAGUGUAGCAAAAGCUUCAGCAGCAGCAGUGAGCUUACAAUACACCAUAGGACCCACACUGGGGAGAAACCACAUAAAUGCUUGGAAUGUGGGAAGAGCUUCAGCACGAGUGGAAAGCUUACUAUACACAAGAGAACCCACACUGGGGAGAAACCCCACAAGUGCUUGGAGUGUGGCAGGAGCUUCAGCACGAGUGGAGCUCUUAAUAGACACCAUAGAACCCACACUGGGAGAAAAUCCCAUAAAUAUUUGGAGUGAGGAAAGAGCUUUAGGCAGAGUGGACACUCACCCGGGAGAGAAACCACGGAAAUGCUUGCAGUGGGGAAAGAGAUUCAGCCAGAGUGGAGCUCUUAGUUUACACCAGAGAACCCACAUUGUGGAGAAACCACAUAAAGGUUUGGUGUGCAGAAAGAACUUCAGCAGGAGUGGAUAUCUAACCCUAACCAGAGAACCCACACUGGGGAGAAUCUGCAUUAGGUGUGUGCACGGAAAUGUAUGGUCCAGUUCAGUUUGAAUUCAGAUGCAAUCUGGGCAAGUUCAGUCCAGCACCAGCUCAAAACUCCGACGGUCUGUUCUGGGGUGGUUCAUGAACUUUUAUGCAACUUACCCACAUCCAGGGGGGUUCUCUAAGGCAGUGAGGGAACUGCAAAUUGUUCCCCUACCCCAGCUGGCCUUUCUUCCUUAAAAAAGGCCCCCAAAACCUUCUCCCGGUGUGGCGAGCAUUUUGGAGGCCGUCGCACUUGUGCAAUGGACCUCUGCAUGGCCUGGGUCCCCCCCGCCCCCACCGAAAAGCUCGUGAAUCAGUUUGAUUCUGAACCUGCUUGCACAUCCCUAAUCCGCACCAAUGCUUGCAGUGUAGGAAGUGGUUCAGGAGGAAGGCACAACUUACUGCACAUGCACAAACUUUUACUGUGUAGAAAUCAUACACAUGAAUCUAAAGACAAGCCUGAAAAUCACCCUCAUUUUGUGAAAAGUACUCCCUUGUGAUUUUUCUGCUUCGGAUUUAUCUUGAUUCCCUCUGAGGGAAUUCAUAGAUUUGUUUUUGUUUCUGUGAUAAGAAUAAAAUUGCAUAAUUAAUUCAGUUUGAUCAAUGAAUAUUACUUUUGAACUACAAAGGCUUUCUUUUAUUUACCUCUGUAUCCAUUUAUGUGUCAGUCUCUGGAAUGUGGAGUCUGAGUGAAACAAUGAUUGGCAAAAGAGUGCAAUGGCUAUUUUUUUAAAAAAGUCAAAGUAGAGGUUGAAAUUAUAUAACUGUGGCCAUUUAACUGAUAUUGUUUUGCUUGUUUUAGUGUUGUUUUUAGAAUAUUGUUUUUAAAUUUUAAACUGUGUUUUAAAUUUCUUGCUUUUAGGUUUUCUGUUUUUGUUUUUAAUUAAUGUUUUACAGAGAGCCAGUGUGGUGUAGUGGUUAGAGUGCUGGACUAGGACCGGGGAGACCCGAGUUCAAAUCCCCAUUCAGCCAUAAUACUAGCUGGGUGACUCUGGGCCAGUCACUUCUCUCUCAGCCUAGCCUACUUCACAGGGUUGUUGUGAAAGAGAAAAGUAUGUAAUACACCGCUCUGGGCUCCUUGGAGGAAAAGCGGGAUAUAAAUGUAAUAAUAAUAAUAAUAAUAAUACUGUUUUUA